GAGCCAGAGAGCACAUGAGCGGGAAGAUAGUGAGGAAAGGGACAGAAGGUAGACACAGAAAACUUUAGAGACAGAAUAGUCUAAAUUGAUCAUAAGUGGGAGUUGGAUUUUCUCCCAUAGACUUCUUGAGGAAAUUUUUAUCAUUUGAAGGUCGUCAGCGUCAAGCUGUGGCACAGAGCUGUUCUCAUAACAAACCAGAAGCAACCUGACCUCCUCAGAUAUUUUGAUUUACUUCACUCGUGCACUGCUUUAACUAAAGCACGUGCUAUGGCAGAGGCGCACCAGGCGGUGGCCUUCCAGUUCACCGUCACACCAGAGGGCAUUGACCUGCGCCUCAGCCGUGAGGCGUUCAAACACAUCUACCUGGCUGCAGUGACGUCAUGGAGAAAACGUGCGAUUCUGUUUCGAAAUGGCAUCCGAAUGGGCGUAUAUCCGGCCAGUCCCUCUAGCUGGUUAAUUGUGGUGAUCGCAAUAAUGAGUUCCAUUUAUGCCAGAAUGGAUCCAUCCAUGGGAAUGAUUAACAGCAUCAAGAAGGUUUUACCUGCAAGCGAUCGUCUUACGGCUCAGACUCAGACGGUGUUGAGUGCUAUCGUGUUUGCCACCGGACUGUGGUUCUCUCUGAUUAUGCUUCUGCGCUGCACUCUGAAAGUUCUGCUCUCCUACCACGGCUGGAUCUUUGAGCCACAUGGCAAAAUGAGCAUGACCACCAAAGUCUGGAUAAGUUUGCUAAAGAUGUUUUCGAGUCGUCGGCCGUUACUCUACAGUUUCCAGGGCUCUUUGCCUAGACUGCCUGUACCCAGCAUUGAUGACACCAUUCACAGGUAUCUUGAGUCAGUGCGCCCCCUACUGGAUGAUGAUCAGUAUAAACAGAUGGAAAUUGUGGCCAACGAGUUCAAAAGGGACCAAGCCCCAAAACUGCAAAAAUACCUUCACCUUAAGUCCUGGUGGGCCCACAAUUAUGUGAGUGACUGGUGGGAAGAGUACAUCUACCUCAGGGGCCGGGGCCCAAUCAUGGUGAAUAGCAACUUCUACACCAUGGAUCUGCUGUAUAUGAUCCCAACUCACAGGCAGGCAGCACGAGCAGGAAAUGUGGUCCAUGCCAUCCUCCAAUAUCGGCGCAAACUAGAGCGAGGAGAACAUGCCCCGAUGAGAGCUCUAGGGGUGGUGCCCAUGUGUUCCUAUCAGUAUGAGAGAAUGUUCAAUACCACUCGAAUCCCUGGCAUUGAAACAGACUAUGUUCAGCACCUGAGAAACAGGAAGCACCUGGUCGUGUAUCACCGAGGACGUUUUUUUAAAGUGUGGCUGUACUACGGUGGUCGUCAUCUCUUGCCUGCAGAGUUGGAGCAGCAGUUCCAGCAUAUUCUCAAUGACAGCACAGAGCCUCAGCCUGGAGAACUGAAACUGGCCUCGCUCACUGCUGGGAAGAGGGUCCCAUGGGCCAAAGCACGACAGAAGUUCUUCAAGGAUGGUGUAAAUAAGACGUCUCUAGAUACCAUCGAGACGGCUGCCUUUUUCCUCACUCUGGAUGAUGAAACACACGGAUAUGACCCUGAAAAGCCACAGUCAAUGGAUCUUUAUGCCAAGUCCUUACUGCAUGGAAAGUGUUACGACAGGUGGUUUGAUAAAUCUUUCACUCUCGUUGUCUACAAGAAUGGUAAAAUAGGCGUGAAUACUGAGCACUCAUGGGCAGACGCUCCCAUUAUUGGGCACAUGUGGGAGGAUAUUUUGGCUACGGAUGUCCUUCGCCUGGGUUACACUGAGGAGGGACACUGCAAAGGAGACAUUAACAAAGGUCUGGUCCCCCCAACCAGACUAUAUUGGGACAUUCCAAAAGCGUGUCAGGAGAUUAUUGAGGCGUCGUACACAGUAGCCAAGGAGCUCGCUGAUGAUGUGGAUUUCUGCGGAGUUGUAUUUGACGAGUUUGGAAAAGGCCUGAUCAAGCAAAGCAGAACAAGCCCUGAUGCUUUUAUCCAACUAGCACUACAGCUUGCUCACUUCAGGGAUAAAGGUCAAUUCUGUCUUACGUACGAGUCCUCAAUGACCCGCAUGUUCCGGGAGGGACGGACAGAGACCGUGCGCUCCUGCACCAUCCAAUCCACAGCCUUUGUCAGAGCCAUGGAGGACAAGAGCUGCACGAAUGAACAGCGUCUGGUGCUAUUCCGGACAGCAGCGGAAAAACACCAGAACAUGUACCGCCUGGCCAUGACAGGAGCCGGUAUCGACCGUCAUCUCUUCUGCCUCUACGUCGUCUCUAAAUUACUGGAUAUAAAAUCACCCUUUCUUAACCAAGUUCUUUCAGAGCCUUGGCGUCUCUCGACCAGUCAGACACCCCAGCAGCAGCUCAACCUUGUUGAUAUCCAGAAAUUCCCAAAAUAUGUUGGAGCAGGUGGUGGCUUUGGCCCUGUUGCUGAUGAUGGAUAUGGAGUUUCUUAUAUUAUUGUAGGGGAGAAUCUCAUCACAUUCCAUAUCUCCAGCAAGUUCUCUAGUCCAGAAACAGAUUCGCAUCGUUUUGGUCACAACAUCAGACAGGCUAUGCUGGACAUUAGAGCGCUGUUCAACCAGAAGGAGAAGGCCAUGUGAAGACGAUGAUAUUUUACUCACACACAAACACACGUGCAGAUUACAUUCACACAGCUGGUCCAACACUCCACUUAAAGAAAACAGAAUCAACCAGAGAAUGGCAACAUGUAAAAAUAUUGUACAGAUAUUUUAAAACUUGAAGUGAAUUUAUUGCUUAGAACAACUUGAUAAAAAUAUUGUACAGAUGGACAUUUUACUAAUUUAUUUUUAAUUUAAUGAAUCUAUUUCACUGCUAAUCUGAGCAUCGAAACAAUAUAAACUAGGAUUAAAUAUUUUAUUAUUUAAUAAUUAAUGGUGACAUCAGGCUUACACAAAAUCAUUUUGCUGCUUUGCACAACAUUCUGAUAUGGAAAUGUUGUAUAAUUGUAAAUAAUUGUACGUCAUAAGGCACACAGACGACAAAAUAUAAGUUAAUGUCUCACUAAUUCAUUCAUAAAGUCUUUAUGAAAUGAUCUAAUGUUAUACUAAAAAGCUUAUGACUGGGCUGAACAUGUACUGGUGUCAAGAGCUUUCUCUACAUGAUAACCUCAGUGUAAGAACCCAUUUGCUUGCACAAUUAAUAAAGUAUUAUUAGUAUGUAGUAUUGUA
Molecule: messenger RNA, 3168 nt
Organism: Clarias gariepinus (North African catfish)
Lineage: Eukaryota; Metazoa; Chordata; Actinopteri; Siluriformes; Clariidae
Gene: cpt1b
Product: carnitine palmitoyltransferase 1B (muscle)
Exons: 19
Coding region: 268-2580 (770 amino acids)
Biological process (GO): fatty acid metabolic process; carnitine metabolic process
Cellular component (GO): mitochondrion
Molecular function (GO): carnitine O-palmitoyltransferase activity
Source: RefSeq, a predicted model, not a curated record